CUAGGCUAAGCUCGACAGCUACAGCAGUCUUCCCAUAUUGUAGUUAGUAGAGACGCACCGGCUCCAACACAUCACGGUGCUGCAGGGUGAUCCCGCUCUCCAAAAUUUAAGGGCGAAAAAACUAGGCUACAAAUACGGAAGGGAUAUAUACAUAUCUGAAGAUGAUUAAGCUGUUUUCGUUGAAACAACAGAAGAAAGACGAGGAAUCUGCCGGAGGAAACAGAACAGGAGCCGGGGGUAAAAAAGCGAGCGCGGCCCAGCUUCGAAUACAGAAAGACAUCAAUGAGUUGAACCUGCCAAAGACGUGUGAGAUUAACUUCCCUGACGAUGAUGACCUGCUCAACUUCAGACUCAUCAUCUCACCAGACGAGGGCUUCUACAAAGGUGGCAAGUUUGUCUUCAGUUUUAAGGUAGGACAGGGAUACCCACAUGACCCACCCAAGGUAAAGUGUGAGACGAUGGUUUACCACCCCAACAUUGACCUGGAAGGAAAUGUCUGCCUAAAUAUCCUAAGAGAGGACUGGAAGCCUGUGCUGACAAUAAACUCCAUCAUCUAUGGCCUACAGUAUCUAUUUCUAGAACCUAAUCCGGAGGACCCGUUGAACAAGGAGGCGGCGGAGGUCCUGCAGACAAACCGGCGGCUAUUUGAGCAGAAUGUCCAGCGCUCGCUGCGGGGGGGCUACGUGGGUGCCACCUACUUCGAGAGGUGUCUUAAAUAACUUCCCAACUCCUCCUCCUAUUCCUCUAAGUCCUGCCCCACCCCACCCUGACCGCCUCAUGCCCCGCUCCCUCAUGCCCUCCCUCCCCCCUGCCUGACCUGUUCGGCGGCAGCAUCAGAAAGCAGCACGCCAGAAGACGCUUUUCUUUUUUCUUUUUAAAAAAAAAAAAAAUUAAAGAAGAAGCAGAAGAAAUCCCCUUCCCUUCUCCCUGUCUCUCUCCCUACCCCUCCCACCCCACCUCCUAUCUUCCAAGACGCAUUCUACAGUUUACACGCCAUUGGAUAUGCCGGCCCUGCAGACAACACGCGUAAACACACCUGACUUGAGUGGAUCGAUGAAAUCGGGUGAUGAGGAUAAAGAUGUGGGGUGAGGGUCGUAGAGGGAGGAGUUAGGUGUGGGUGGCCGGUGAAUGUUUGCCUGGGGGGAGUUGAUAAGUUGGUAAACGCCACUACAUUGAUAACGAUGAUGAAACCUACAUGAGAUUUUAUUUUUAUUUUUUAAUCAAUUUUAAUUUGUUGGAAGAGAGGACACGGAAACUGAUCCGCCCGCUGAGAGGCAAGCAGGCAAACAGACAGAAAGACACACACAGACACAAACAUACAGGCAGACAUGUCUCUCUCUUCUCUACUUAAGACUCCCAAGUGUUGUAUGUGCAUUAUGGGCAUUCGGCGAGCACUCCUAAAUGGGAGAGAUUGAAACUUGAUGCACCACAUAGUACACACACACACACACACACAUACAGACGCAAGUCUGGAAGGUCUCACUGCUGCAUGCACUUAAAAUCCCAGGUACACACACAUAUACACACACACACACACACACACACACACACACACACACACACACACAUAUGUAGACAUACAUGCCAUAGACAAGCAGUGUAAAAGGAGGGAAUCACUGACAGACCAACAUCAAUCUAGACAUUCAAGAUCAGUAAUGUCACACGGACAGGGCUGUCAUAGGAAGGGGAAACGUGCUUUGUUAUUGGGGA
Molecule: messenger RNA, 1710 nt
Organism: Lampris incognitus (smalleye Pacific opah)
Lineage: Eukaryota; Metazoa; Chordata; Actinopteri; Lampriformes; Lampridae
Gene: ube2m
Product: ubiquitin conjugating enzyme E2 M
Exons: 6
Coding region: 162-719 (185 amino acids)
Source: RefSeq, a predicted model, not a curated record